Wasmannia auropunctata (little fire ant) is the source of this 1562-nucleotide messenger RNA. RefSeq lists its product as uncharacterized. The record is from RefSeq and is a predicted model, not a curated record. NCBI's taxonomy places the organism in Eukaryota, Metazoa, Arthropoda, Insecta, Hymenoptera, Formicidae. Bases 133 to 1455 code for a protein of 440 amino acids. The transcript is spliced from 4 exons.
GAUCGAUGUGAGUGCCAGUCAGUAAGAAUGUUUCCUGUGAACUCGUCAUUUGUUAGAACAGUUCUAUAAGUUUUUGUGUUUAAUGCGGAAGUGAAUAACUCGAUAUUUCUCCAACGAUAGCUGAUUAUCAAAAUGUCUUAUUACCAAACGCGGAAGCAGCGACUCAGCUGGAUUCUGGAAAUCUUUCUGCUCUACCUCACCUCAGUCUCAUCCCACGAAGCUGUGCCCACGAUUUAUCAAGAUACGCCAGACGCAUCGACUCUGAAGAUAGAGGCCAGAGAAUCCGAGGCGUCGAUAACUUUGGGGAAGGAACUAGUCCUCGGUUCUCCUUUGUCGACCAAAGCAUCAAUCGUCGCCGAUUCCAACGAUAUCGCUUCCACAAGAAUUGCUCCCCUCGUGUCUCCCACGAUUGUCAGUCGAAUGUCUUCCGGGGAGCAUGCCGGUUCUCAGAGACCCGUCACGAAGGACGCCGGUCCUCGCGGCUCUUACGUCGACAGCCGCAAGUCUGCUUGGGUCAGCAAAAAUCCGAAGACCGCUUGGAAAAGGGACAGCUACCUCCAGGCACUGAUGCACUCGCGUCACAGCGACGAUCCACGAGAAGGGAUCGUGCAGACGGACUCAAAGACGAAGACAAACAGGAGGGAGUACGUGCAGGGGCCCAUUUACAAGCCGGAAAUGGAGUACGGUUCGCCCGAUUCGACGUACGCGCCGAAGAGCCCGCGAAUCACCUACGGCGGGCCCAACGCUCCUUCGUUCAGCGACUCUUACCCGCAACCCUUCAAGCCAUCGGUGGACUACGGCGAUCGCUAUAGCGUACCGCAGAAUUCUUACGGCCCGCCGCAGAAUCCGUAUGGACCGCCGAACGACGGUCCCUCGUUUUAUCCUCAGACUUCCUCGUAUGGAUCACCCGGGAACUAUCUACCGCCCCAACAAGGAUAUGGUCCUUCCAUACACACUUCCGUUCCAACUCCGAUUUAUGGUGCACCCUACUCGCUUUCGGAUGUGGCUCAAAUUUCCCUUUUGCCGAGUAUCGAUCUAGGAUUGCCGCUCGCUCUCAAACUAAAUGCAUUCACCAUCGCGAAAAUCAUAUUGAAGUUAGUGAUCUUCAAGAUGAUCGUGAAAUUUAUCGCAGUAAUCUGCUUGCUGCUCUUUAUACCUAAACUUGAGAUCAUUAAGAAGAAGGUUUCUAAUAAAGACGAGGACGACGAGGAACGCAAGUUCUCAUCACCUUAUGCCAGCACGGAAACUCUAAACACUCUCGAAGAUAUAGUAAAAAGCUCCGUUGAGAAAUACAAGGCGCAAAACAGUGCUCGUUCAAAUUCGACGGAAGGAUGCACGACACCUGCGUGUCGCAUCGCCGAGGCGUUUACGUUCCACGAAUCUUGGCACGACUAUUUAAAUCUAUUCAAGAGUUACGUAGAAGAAGAGAGGCAGCUCACAGAACGAAGAGAGUAGUGAGAGAUUUACAUUGUCAUCGAGCUUCAUCGUCGCGUCAUUUCUCCCUACUUUUGUAAUUAUUUAUUUUUAUAAGUAUAUAUUAAUAUACUUAUAUAUAAAACUUA